This is a messenger RNA of Plasmodium knowlesi strain H, 5112 nucleotides long. RefSeq names its product SICAvar, type I. NCBI's taxonomy places the organism in Eukaryota, Apicomplexa, Aconoidasida, Haemosporida, Plasmodiidae. Bases 1 to 5112 code for a protein of 1703 amino acids. The transcript has 10 exons. The record is from RefSeq and is a predicted model, not a curated record.
AUGUGCAAACGUCUGGAAUGUAUGCAACAUUUAUGGAAGACCGAUCCAGCAAACGCGGGCAGCAGCAACGAACAAUUUUGGAGAGUGGAUGAUGGCGAUGUGGCGAAGCUGUGGACAGACUUGUCCACAGCAAUGAUGCAAGAAAAUGGCAAAGCUGCAACCGGAGAAUGUGAACAAUUGGGAACUCCAUCUGAACAGACGGCAUGCAAAUUUUUGCAUGCCGGCUUCACCAAACUGUACGAUGCGACGGCGACGCAGUCGCCGUCGUCCUCAGUUUUAAACAACCCAUCGUUUAGACAAACGAUGGGUUGUUUUUUACUUCAUGCUUAUGCAAAACACAUGAAAGAAAAAGCAACUUGUCUCAUUGAUGAAGGUAUACAGAAAGCAUUUAAGACAUGGGAGAAACCAGGGGAUAAUGGUGCAACUUCCUGCAAUGGUGCUAAUGAAAAAUGUAUUCCAUGCAAAUGGGAAGAAAGUCAAUUUGGCGAAUGCCAAAUUGACAUAAAUGGAAAGGGCGAAAUGAAAAGUGCAAAGGAGAAAGUAGAUGAAGUACUGAGUAAAGACCCCACCAAAAUAGAAGACAUGGCAAAGAAAAUAAAUAAAGUAGAUAAACUCUGUGACCAAGUCCAAUGUGUAACAACCCGAUGGUUGAAAGAAACUGACGGCGGUAAGAACCGCGACUGGACUCAAGUGUGGGAGAAAGUCAAGGAGCAAAUCACCGAACUUGGAAACGGCAUAACUUCGAAGAAGGGGGAUGUCACCAACCAGUGCAAUAUAGAGGAUAAGAAUGGAAAGGAUGCUUGCAUCCUUAUAGCAGCAGGAUUAAAAAACCUCUAUGACAUCAACGGCAACAAUCCCGUCCAUGCAUCGUUCCUAAGAACGAUGCAAUGUGUUUUAUUAAAUGCCAUUGCAGAUAAACUACAAGACGAAAAAUUUCCAUGUAAGGAUGAAAAGAAUGUACAGAAGGGGAUAAAUCAUGCUUUUGAGAAGAGUAAUAGUGCUAUUAAGGGUAAAAGCGCUUGCAGUAGUAAUGAUAAAUGUUUUGAGUGUAAGAGAGUACCCUUAACGGAGCUGGCCACUUGCGAAAUUGGCGAGAAGGAUGGAAAAAAAUUAAAGGAGAAGAUAGAAGAAGAUUUGCUUAAGGAAGACGAAAACACAGAAAUGAAGAAAAUUAAGGACCAAGCUAUAAAGGACAUAUGUAAACCGUGCACCAGGGAUAAGGGGGAGACAUUAUGUGAACAGCUUACAUGUAUUAAGGGAAAGUGGGAGAAAAACAGGUUGUAUGGUGUCGGAACAGCGAACUGGGAUAAUAUGAAGGGUGACUUUGGAGCAGAGCUAAAAGAACUGCUGACAGACAUGAGGACCAAGCAGAGGGAAGUUGCCACCCAUUGCAACAACACAACUUGGGGGACUGACGCACAUGGCGAAGCUAAUAAAACGGCAUGUUUAGUCACUGCAGCCGGACUACAUCACAUAUCGAAUAUUCAGCAUACAUUUGUACGGAGUGGACCUACGGAAAAUAAGAACCCCUAUGAUAACCAAGAGUUUAGGCAGUUUGCUUCUUGUUUAAUGCUAAACGCUAUUGUAAGAGAAAUGGAAGAACAGAGCCCUAUUUGCAACAUACAACCUGGCAUAAAGAAGGCAUUCGAUUCCGUGAAAGACAUUAUAGGGGACUGUGAAAAUGGUCGUCCAUGCAUUGAAUGCAAAUUGGAGUACUAUGACCAACUCAAUGAUUGCAAGGUACGCAACAAUGCUAAUGACACAAUGAAGCCUAAAUUGAAUUCAUUACUGAAGGAUAAUAGUUAUAAGUCCACAGUUGACACAACCUUGGAACCAAUAACUAAAGCGGACGGAAACAAUAGUUCUUCUCUAUGUCCAAGAUUACAGUGCUUAGCCUCAAAAGUUGAAGCACUUAAGGGAACAAACAACAAUGCGACGCAAUUUUGGGAGAGUGGCGGCGAAGUACAAAAACUAUGGGAACAACUAUCCAGCGCCAUAACAACAAAUGGGGGCAAGAACAAUGAACAUAAAUGUAAUCAAAUGGAAGAUAGCACCAACGGUCCGAGGGAUGCCACUGGCCCCGAAAAGAAGGCAUGCAAUUAUUUGCAUGCCGGAUUAACUGAACUGUACAAACCGACGACGACGACGGCGUCGUCGUCUACGACGACGUCGUCGACAGGAAACAUCAGCCUGAAUGACAACCCACUGUUAAGACAAACAGUGGGUUGUUUAUUACUUAAUGCUUAUGCAAAGAAAAUGAAAAGCGAAGCGAAAUGUUUAGUGGAAUCAGGAAUUAAAAAAGCUUUCGCCACUGAUGUUAAAGAUUUAAAUGGACAAUGCACGAACAAUGGUUCGUGCAUUCAAUGUAAAUGGGAUGAGGACAUUUUUAAGAGUUGCGAUAUUACCACUAAUAACAGCACCAAGGAGAAGGUAAAUCAGAAAUUAACGUCAGUACAGCCCAAAAUUGACGACACCUCAUCUACCACCAAGAAGAACAUAAACCUAACACCAUCUUUAUGUGACCAACUCCAAUGUGCUGCCCCCAAAUGGUUCCAAAACGAAAUGAACGGUACUAGUGGCAGUGGUGCCGCCAGCACUAGUAGUGGUACGAAGAAGACUUGGUGUGACUUUUGGGAUAAGACUGUUAAGAAAACAUUGGAGGAGAUGUUCAAAGAAAUGGAGUCGGAUGGAAAGAGCACAUCAAAGACCAACACUAAUAUCGCAACAUGCCAAAGAUUUGGGGAUCGUAAUGCUGAUAGUGUCGAAAGAAAAGCUUGUAAUCAUAUCGCGGCGGGCUUAAAAUACAUUAAGAACAUUAAGCCCACUGGUAGUGGUGUUAGUGGUGUUAGUGCUGUUAGUGGUGUUAGUGCUGUUAGUGGUGUUAGUACUACCCCUCCGUCAAAAGAACAAGACAAGCAACUGCUCGAUAGAGCAGUUGGUUGUUUUGCUCUUAACAUGUAUGCUGAUGAAAUAAUUAAAUUGACGAAGGAAAAUUGUCCCAUCCAUGAGGAAAGAAUAACACAAAUGUUCACUGAAUGGAAUAAAAUUAAUAAUCCUUCGUGUUUGAACUCUCGUGGUAGUAAAAAUAAUUGUUUUCUCUGUGAAAGGGUUCAAAACUCUCACUUUAGUAGUUGCAAUCUAAGUGUUUCCAACACUUUGAUUAAUACAACAUCACCAAAUGCAAGUUGCCCUUCUAAUAACACCGAUAGAAAAAAUGUCAAAACUGAAUUAAACAAAUUCCUCAACAUCGAAGACAAAGACCAAACCCAUUCCAUCUCCGAAGUGAAGGAAACAUUAUCCACCAUAAAUGACAUGAGUAAGUCUUUCUGUAGUAGAAUGCAAUGCGCAGCAAAACAGUAUUACGUAAAACAGAACCCUGGUGAAAAUAGUAGCAAAGUGAAGUGGAGUGACAUCGAAGGUGAAGUUCAGACUGAAGUAAGGAACCUCCUUGACAAUAUAACGAAGUUCGAUAUGAAAGAUACUUCUUUUGACCAAUACUGCACGAACGACAUUGGUCCUUCAUGGUCAGAGGACACUGGCGGAGAAAAAACUGCAAAGCAAAAAGCUUGUAAGCUUUUUGCUUCAGGUUUAAAACACAUUUCUCAAAUUACUGACGACAACAACAAGGAUGAUGGACCACUUAGACGAACUAUGAUGUGCGCAGCACUUAAUCUUUAUGCUGAUCAAUUAAUAGACAAAUCAACUGAACAAUGUCCUCUCGAUGGAACUAAAUUGGAUCAGGCAAUCAAGCACGCUUUUGAUAAUAAUAAUGCCACUAUUAAGAAGGGAAAAUCUUCAUGCUCAACUUCUAAUUCUUGCUUUGAAUGCAAAAGAGAAAGCACUUUUCACGAUUGCCAAAUUGGCAACAAUUCCAAAGACAAAGUAAAGGACAAUAUGGACAAGCUCCUCCUCGAGCAAGAUAAAACCAACACCAACAACAUGGUCAAAACACUAGACAAAAUAAACAGUAAAGACACUUUUUGUACUCAAGUCCAAUGUGCAAUCAAACAAAAACUAAGGAAAAAUAAUAAACUUCAAAAUGGAAACCCCACGUGGGAUGCCUUGGAGGAAGACAUCAAUAAAGAAUUAGCGCAUCUCCUAAAAAAUAUGACGGAGGGUCAGACUGAAUCGGACGUUGUCAACCUCUGCAAAGACAACGACAAAUGGAAUAAUAAGGGCCAUAAAGAGAGGAAAACAAAUAAAGCAGCUUGUUUGCUUUUUGCUGCAGGAUUAAAGCACAUUUAUGGCCGCGGUAAGGGCCAGGUUAAUGGCUCUGUUAAGGGCCCAUCGUUUGAACAAACGAUGGGUUGUUUAUUUCUUAAGGAAUAUACAAAACAAUUAAAAGAAAUGGCAAAAGUGAAGAAACAAGGAAAUAGUUGGGUACAUCCUCUUUGUGACAUAGAUGAGGGCAUAAAUCACGCUUUUGAACAAAGUGAAGACAUUAUGAAGAAUGUAUUAUCUGAAUGUAACAAGGGUCCUAAUGGUAUUUCUUGUUUUGAAUGCAAGUUGACGGAGGACUAUGACAAUUGCCCCAUUGGCCAAGAAAAUGUAAAUACGAAAGUGGAACCACUGCUCAAAGGGAAGAGCGACUUAAUGGAAAAAACUUUAGAGAAUACAGUCUGUCCCAUCCUUCUUACGGAUCUCCUUACCCCUUUUCUUCCUUUGGCUCCUGUCUCUAUUGGCCUUUCUGCUAUGGCUUAUUACCUUUGGAAGUAUUUUGGUCCUCUUGGUAAAGGAGGACAACGUUUUAGAAGAUCUCCUGCUGAAAUUCGUGGUCCAUCAGUACAGGAACAAGUCCUCGAUCAUGUGCAGCAAGAUACUUCACAUGAAUAUCAAUUGGUGAAGGAACGAAAACCCCGUUCUGUUCCAACAAGAACGAAACGUUCUGGUCGCGUGAAUCGUCGCACGAUUAUUGAAAUUCAUUUUGAAGUGUUGGAUGAAUGUCAAAAAGGGGACACACAAUUCAACCAGAAGGAUUUUCUGGAACUUUUGGUUCAAGAAUUCAUGGGAUCCGAAUUAAUGGAAGUAGAACAGGUUCCUAAGGAAGAAGUUCUUAUGGAACGUGUUCCUAUUGAAGAGGUUCCAAGUUUAGGUUCCGUGUUUAUGGUUUAG